AGCUCCGCCCGCUGCGCCCACCUCCCGCGCGUAACCCGGAUACACACCCACUCCUCCCCUUUCACCUCUGUCUGCAGUUGGCUAACGUGGAAGCGAAAGACCCCGGCGGGCGGUGGGAACGGGACCCAGUUGCACCCCCUUCCUCCACUCCCUCCCGGCGUGUCGCGGAAACCUGGGAUGGGAACCACAGGCCCGGGAGGCCGCAGCGGCUGCAGACGCGGUUAGCUUAGCUGUGCAGCUCGGACUCGGGGGAAGGAAGGAAGGAAGGAGCUGCCUUUAUUGUGCCUAGGAAAACCGAGCUCGGGGUAGGGUGGGGGUGGGGGAGGACAAGGGGGACCCCUCCGGUUCCCUGCGGGCCCCUGCUGCUGGGGGGCUUUAGCUGCGUGGUCUCGGGGCGCUGCGGGGGCGCCAUGGAACGCUGCUGAUUGUCUCCGCGUUCCUAGCCUCCCGGGUCGGGAUCUUUCCCGCCCCGCUGUCUUCGGGAGGCAGCUGGGGAGCGGCCGCCUUCUCGGGCUCCAGCCAUGGCCCCCAUGGGCAUUCGCCUCUCCCCGCUCGGCGUAGCCGUCUUCUGUCUGCUAGGGCUGGGCGUGCUCUACCAUCUGUACUCCGGCUUCUUGGCCGGCCGCUUCGCCCUCUUCGUGCUGGGGGGAGACCGAGCAGGCGGUCCCGACGCGCCGGGCUCUCAGGCCGUAUGGGGGCACGGUGGACCCUCCGCGAGUUACUGGCCGUAGUCCGUGCUGGCCGCCGUCAGGGGAGCGGAGGAAGUGAAGAGGGUCCGCGAGAGCAAUGCUCUCAACGAGAAGGCCAAAGGGAAAACCCGGGAAGGAGCCGAGGAGAAGAUGACCAGCGGGGAUGUGCUGUCCAACCGCAAAAUGUUCUACCUUCUGAAAACCGCCUUCCCCAAUGUGCAGAUUAAUACUGAAGAACAUGUGGAUGCAGCCGACCAGGAGGCUAUCUUGUGGGAUCACAAUAUCCCUGAAGAUAUCUUGAGGGAGAUAACCAAGCCUAAAGAAGUCCCAGCAGAAAGCGUUACUGUCUGGAUUGAUCCACUUGAUGCUACCCAGGAAUAUACGGAGGAUCUUCGGAAGUAUGUCACUACAAUGGUGUGUGUAGCUGUCAAUGGUAAACCAGUACUGGGAGUAAUACAUAAGCCAUUCUCUGCAUAUACAGCUUGGGCAAUGGUGGAUGGUGGUUCCAAUGUCAAAGCUCGUGCUUCCUACAACGAGAAGACCCCAAGGAUCAUCGUGUCUCGCUCCCAUUCAGGAACAGUUAAACAAGUGGCUCUUCAGACAUUUGGAAACCAGACCACAAUCAUACCUGCAGGUGGUGCAGGUUACAAAGUUUUAUCCCUCUUGGAUGUGCCUGAUGAGAACCAAGAAAAAGCUGAUAUCUAUAUCCACGUGACAUAUAUUAAAAAAUGGGAUAUUUGUGCUGGCAAUGCCCUCCUCAAAGCUCUUGGGGGUCAUAUGACCACCUUGAGUGGUGAAGAGAUAAGUUACACUGGCUCCGAUGGUAAUGAAGGGGGACUCCUAGCCAGCAUCAACAUGAACCAUCAGGCACUGGUCAAAAAACUCCCAGAACUUGAGAAGACAUCACACAAAUGAACAUAAGGUAUACAAGGAAACGCCUCUCCUUCCCAGAGCUGAGAAGGGUCAGCCUGAAGGGCCCUGGGCUACAGACAAUCUGUGGAAGACUCUAUGCAUGAUCAAGGCCAUCCAGUCUUCUUGAGAUGAUGCAAAGCAACAGGGACUCUCCCCACUCCCUUCUCCCUUCCCUUUAUGACACAAGACUGAGGAGGAUGGGUCGCUUUUUAUCUCAUUCACCAUCUUUAUUUUGCAGACUGUUUUCAUACAGUUGUCAUACUUAAGGUGCAUAUACAUAGAUAGUGUGUGGGUUGAAAUCUAGAUCUGAACAGACCAUAUUUGAGUGACUUGUUAUAACAGCAUCAUUGAACUUAUAGUACUUUCACAAAGAAUCAGGCAGAACCAAGGAUUAAUUUUGAAAGUUCAUUUGGCAUUACUUUAUAAUAUAACUUCCUGAAAAUGAGGUCCCAUCAAGGAUUUCUCCCUAGUUCCAAUUGGAUGGAAAGCACAAGGAGCCAAACACCCAACUAUAUGCAAGAAAUAAAUAACUGUAUUUGUCCAUGACAGAAGAACAUUUCUGACUGAUUGAAAAUAACAGAACAGUUUGAUUUUGGGUUUUUUCGAGAACUUUAAAAGUUGGUCAUCCAGGUGGUAGAAAAUACUGAAUUUUUGAUGAUUUGUAAAUCAUGGUAACUAUUAUUUCUGUGUAUUUUAAAAGAAAAUUGUGUUUCUCUACAUAGCUUUAACGUCUUGCUGUUGAUUUUCACUUUCCCUGUGAAAGAUGCAUGACUCACUGGGUGCUCCCCCAACCCCCUUUCCAGUCCUAAUUACUGAUUCCUCUACUUGUACAUUUUAUUCUGGAGUUUUCAGAAUUGGCCAUAGGUAUUUUACUACACCUUUUCACUAUCUAUUUUUAAUGAAAAGACUGUUGUUGGAAUUAGGUUAGAAAGAGGGAUCACAAAAAUAUAAAUGAAUUGUUGGUAAUUGAAAAUUGAUGUUUGAUAGUACCAGAAUUGAGCCACCCCCCUCCCCCAAAUACUCAAUUUAACUGUGAUUUUAAAAACAAAACAUUUUGUCUAGUUUGCAUUUAAAAGAUAUGAUCUUCAUAGUAAGUUCAUCCAGAAGGAGUUAUUGCUGCUUUCACUGUCUGUUUAAGAACUUUUCCCCAGACUACAAUUGCUUUUGGGGGCAUCACAUAAAUUCUCAGCAGGGUAAAACACUGAGGCUUAAUGUUCAUUCUGAUGACAGUUUUCUUCUGAUUAUACUUCAGAAUUUAAUUCAAACAGGAAGGAUGAAACAUUUGCCUUGUGUCCUGUUUUGUUUUGGCUGUAACUAGGGACUGUCUUUGAGUUUUCAUCCAGAAGUCUGGUUUCUCUCUGGGUGAUACUAUUGAUUACAUAUCUGGACACUUAAAGGACACCAACCAAUAUCAUUCUUUUUUAAUCCCUUUUGUGUUCCAUUGUCCUAUGGAACAAUGGCAAAGAAGGGAUUCUAUUGAGAGUUUGGACUAGAUUUAACCUUUUAAACUUAAUUUUGUGUGGUUUUCUUUCAAAAACAUGACAAUGUUUCUAUACCACGAAUAAUAGCAUUUAGCUUUACUAUGGAGGUACAAACUUCUAAACUUCAUCAUCUGGUGAGGGAGGCUUAUUUUAUGUGAUGCAGAUGGUGUAGAGGACACCAUUUCUAGACCCUUCCUCGAGGAAGAUGAGUAAGAGGGCUACAUAAACACGUAAGGUGGGACUUAAGGCUGCUAAUAGGACUCCAUUGAUCAGAGGAUUAAUAGAAUGUGAUAGCCCAGCUAAAAAUGGCAUGCAUAAGAUGUGAGAAUCUGUGAGAAUUCCAUGGUCAGGAGAAAGAUUGGACUCACUAUAAUAAUAAAAGAGCACACCAUGUCAUCAUCCAUAUACUUUCUUUGACCAACUCCUCCACACUGAUAGUAUAGCUGGCAAGAUGGUAGUCCUGGGCUGAGUGGGAAUAUGUGGUCACAAAGAAAGAUUCCUUUUGGCUCAUCUUUAUGAAAUGGGUUGUCUCUGUACCCACAACCAUUUAAUGUUCUUUUGUUGAGCGAUGCAUCUUCUUUUGGCCAUUCUAAUGCUUUAGGGUAUUUGUUAUUUAUGAAGCUAGCUAGGAAUUCUGUAUACAAUGUCGAGAGUUUAAAAUCCUUUGCUAUUUGGUUAGCAUUGUGUUUAAAAAGAAGCUCUUAUUGGCAUUGUAAAAAUGGCUAGGGAGAGAGAUCAUUGCUAACUCAACUAGAAUCCUCUGGCAGCAUAGAUGUAAGUGGCAUUUGUUUUUAUGAAAGGCCUAAUUUGUGCAAACUGCUGUUCUGAGCAUUGAGAGGGAGACAAAGAUAUGUAAGGCAUUGUCUUAACCAGCACAUUUUUUAGCUGGUAUUCACCAGUAAGUCCAUACCAGCAAAAAGUUGAUUUGUACCAGCAAACUUGGUGGAAGUCAUGUAUUUGCCAGUUUAGGACUCUAUACUAAGUGUGUUAGGAGGAGAAAUGCAGCUGAUAGCCUGUCCUUGACUACAUGUGGCAUAUGACUUUAGGGUUUGAAAAUUCCAGUUCAACUUGGACGAGGUCUCUCCCUUGUUAAAAAAUGUAUCUUUUGCACUUCUCCAUGACCACUAAGUCCAUUCAGCAGUGAACAGGCAUUAAUUGGUAGUCAGAUGUGACUUCAUUGAUAUGACAGUGAAUUGUGUAUUUGCUGUUUUGAAUGUUAGGUUGGCAUUGUGCUUUCCCCCGGUAUUGCAUAGUUAAUUAUGAGCCUUAAAAUAAUGUUUUUCUCAUCUUCUCCUAAGAUAAUUUAAAAUAAAUUAUUUUGAAAUGGUCAAAGCUGCUAAUUUUUGUUAUUUUUUAAUUCUUCCUUUAGAAUAUUGGCAAAUAAGUUUUAGGAAAAAAAGUGUUUGUCUUAACUGUAAAUAUCCACAUUAUGUGGAAAUUGGGAAAAUACUUGAAGGAGGGGAGGAAACUGAAUUAGAUUUGGUUUUUAUCUGUAGUAGAUUUUUCCUAUCUAGCAGAAAAAGGCUUCAAAAGAUAAUUUGUUGUUUGUUUUUAAUAGGACUUUGUGAGGUAUCUGUGUUUGUACAAAAUUUUAAGAUAUUGGCUAGCAAUUAAGCAUAUUAUUACUGUAAUUUGUUUGGCACAGUUGAUUGAGACUUGCACAGCUGAUUUCUUUUGGAAGUGCUUAUGCAGCAUAUUAAUUAUUUUUAAAAAGUUUUCUAUUCAUCUCUGAAAGCCAGUAUGUCUUAAUGUAUGAAAAAUGGCUUUAAAUUUUGUUACUUGAUUUGACACAGUAUUUUUACUUUAUUUAAUAAGGAAAUCCAUUUUUCUUUCCUUUCAAUAAGAAGAAAAGUUGUAUCACAUUAAAGGAGCUUACAAUAUAUGGAAGCACAAAAUAUAAUUUCGGUAGACUACAGAAGGGAGGAAUUAUUUCAAAAACAUUCAUGCCUGAUUUGGGGCAAAAGGAGGAAGUUGGCAAAGACUUAGUUCAGCACACCCUGCUGUUAUCCUUUCACUCUACUAUUUUCAGAGAAAGUAUUGCAAAAUGUUUGUUACUUUUUUCUUCUUCAAGAUUUUAGGGUAUUAGAGACAACUGAUAUAUUUUUUUUUUGUUUUGCGGGGCAAUGGGGGUUAAGUGACUUGCCCAGGGUCACACAGCUAGUAAGUGUCAAGUAUCUGAGGCCGGAUUUGAACUCAGGUACUCCUGAAUCCAGGGCCGGUGCUUUAGCCACUGUGCUAUCUAGCCUCCCCCAACUGAUAUAUUUCUUUAUUCCAAACAUUCACUGUUGAAUACUGUGCCAAGUGCCAUGAAUGUCAACAUGAUAUGCCUUUCAGUACCACUGACACAUCUUCCCCUCCCCUUAUAUAUCUUCUCCUAUAACUUGCCCUCCUCUCUCUACUACCCCCUUCUUUCUCCAUCAUUACCCCCCUUCUCUCUCUUGCUGUCUCUAUUUUCUCUUCCUCUAAUAUUGUUCUCUCCAUUAUUGAUUUAUUGCUUCUGAAAUUUGGAGCAAUGUGAUAAAGUUGGACUAGACUAUUGGACCUUUCCAGUUGCUCUAAAUCAAUUCUCUAAUAUAGAUGGAUGGGGCUUUGUUAAAUAAACUACAGAGAGAAGCGAUUCAAGCCUGUCCUGAAAAUUUCCAAAUUAAAUGUGUUUUCACUAGACUCCCUUUGAAGAGAAAAGUAAAAUUCCUAUUCCCUUAAACUUUGUAGUUGCCAGACUUAACCUGAUGCUUCUAUAUCCUUCUGAAAUAUUCCUUCCUCUUUUGCCCACACAUCAAGUAUAACUGUAGGAGAGCAGAAGCUAGAGAGAUAAAAGCCUUUGGGAAAACUGACUUUGGUAAAGCCUAAGCCAUUAGUGUAUCUGUGCCCAAUUUUAUAACAUAGUAGGCCUGCACCAGGUCUAUGUGUACAAUUGUGCCAUGCGUGUUUCUUUUAUUUUAAAAAUUCUACUUUUCUUGAAUGACUUCAAGUUGUAACAAAACGAUGCAGAGACACAUAUGCACACCCACACAUGCCCUUUGAUUCGUAUUGUUCCAGAAUUUCUCCAUGUACCCUCUUUGUAUUUGGGGGGGAAAAGUGAAGGAUAGGGAAGAAGAAAAGAAGACCAUGACAAAGGGAAUCCUUAGAAAAAAGAAGCUCCACCAUAAAGAAGAACUGUGUGUGCAUAGUGUGGAGAGUGGGGAUAGGGAAGGUGAUGUGAGAAAGAAAAGGCUUGCCUUACAAUUAGUAGCAAGAAGGGUUGAAGGCACAAGUGAUCUGUCAGAGCUGUUUCUCAAGGAGCCUUCCUUUUUUGUUUUCUGCACCAUAAGGUAAAUGAAUGUUAAUUGGAGAAAGGUAGAGAGAGGAAGAACUCCAUUAGUUUUCUUCCUUCCUUAGCUCUGGGGCCCACUAUUCUUGUAAUUCCCAAAAGAAUAAUUAAUAUAUGGAAUUUCAAGCCAAGUUGAAAGGAGGAGGAUGUGAUGAAAAAACAGUAGAAAGUAUUAGGAAGUAAAUGCCUAUGUUGAGUGUUUUAUGUUGGAUACUGGCUAAGUCCAGUUGUUUUGACUUUUGAGACAGACUUGCAAUUUGAAAAUUUCUUUUAGUGUAUACCUGAUAACAAAUUUUGGGUCUUCCUAUUAUUUAGCUUAGCAAAUUUGUGCCUUACUGCUACUAGGGCAUUGUGCAUUCAUAGAGGGGGAAGACUUUCUAGUGGGAUGGGGAAAAUAGGUACUUCAUGGAAAAAUCAAUUAUUUCAGUGUUUUUAAUGUUAAUUCUGGGAGAGAAUUCAUUAAGUGAAUAAAUGAUACAAAAUAUUUUUGCAUACUCUACAAGUAUAGUAGACUUUUAUAUGAAACUGGUAUCAGUAUUUGUAAGUCUGAAAUGGUACUUCAUCUUUUGAUUUUUAAUUUAGCUUUAUUGUAACAUUGUAAACCUAUGGAAGGUAGGAUAGACUUUAAAAUUUGACAUUUUGAACAGCCCAAUUUUUAAAUUAAAUACUUUAGCAUGGAGUUAAAAACUAUUGCCCUACUCUCCCUGGAAUCAGUUGUUGCUAUAAAUUAGCCAUUUCUUUUAAAUGCUGUUAUAAAUUAGCUGUAUAUGUAUGUAUCAUAUCAAACUUAUAUUAAUGUUAAAAGUUGCUUGUGUUUGGAUUUGAUUAUUUGUAAAUAAUUUCAUCAAGGGGAUGGGGAGAACUGAAUUUUGUACUUUAAAAAAGUGUUUUGGUUUUAGAGGGUGAUGGUAUGUGAAAGUUUUUUUGUUUUUUUGUUUUUUUUUUUAGGGGAAGAAAAAAAAUCUGGUCAAACCUGGCAGGUAUAUGCAUUUCUAAUUUGCCACUGGUGAAGAUUUAUAAAUAUUAAAACAGUUGACAGGAAAGCUUUUUAGAAGUUGGGUGGUGAAUUAAUCAUGUGUGGGAAAAUGAGAUUUAUAAGUAGUUUUCCAUUUGGGAUGAAAAUCAGAAAUGCAAGCCAAGUUGGCUUCAUGUCUUGUUAGAAGAAAAAGGUGAUGAAUUACAUUAAAACAACUCAUUCUAUAUUGUGUGCUUAGAAGGGUUCCCCAAAGUAUUUGCACCAUAAACGUCAUCUGUGUAACUUGGCAAAACAGAAAUGGGUGUUCAUUUAGCAGUGUUUUCCAUUAAAGUUCUGUGUGUGGUUUGUGUGUAUUGCACACACAGUAAAUUUUCCAUCAGAAGAGAAAUGCUCAACAUAUGUGUUGAUAUUAAGGUGGGGGGUGCAGGAUGAAGUCCACCUGGUUGUAGCUCUAUCAGUCAUUAGGAUGAUCAGGUAAACCUUACAAGAAGAGUUUACUACUUCUCUCUCUAUACCAGCAUACCAGUCAUGCCAGCCUUUAAUGAAAGACAAAAAGGAUCAGGAAGCUUAUUUUGUCUGCAUGGUCAUUAUCCAUCAUUCGCAACAGGGAAGAGUAGAGGGCUUCAGUCUCCUAAUCUCUUGAUAGCCCCUCUCCUAGUCGUCUGCCAUUAUAGAAAAUGAUAUUUCCUGCAGCCUCUGGGUAUCCUUCCUUAGGUAACAGCCCCACACUCAGAAGACUCAGUCCAUACACAAAUGUCUGUACAUCAUUUUAUCUUUUAGCCUUUCUCUCUGGUUUUCCUCAGUCUCCUUUGAAAUCAUGUUCUUUCCUAAACUGCUUUCAGAAGAGUAUUUUAUAUAGUCCACUAUGGAAGAGGCUAUAAAAGGUCUAUACUUUGUAGACCAACUCAUUCAUCUUGCCCAGUGGAAAAGUUAAACAAAUGAAGAUAUGAGAAUAUGGCAAUGGAUGCUAUGAUAUGCUAAUUUCAGAAACUGGCCAUUUAGUUCCCUCUAUCAGUGGCAUGUCCAGCAUGAGGUUUCAAUGCUAGAAUUAGCAUUAUUUCAUGUACUUUACUUUUGCUUGCCUUGUAGAGAUACUUGAUCAUCUAAAAAUUUGCAAAUUAUGUUCUACAGUUUCUCUAAGUCCUGUAAGUUGAUGACUUUGUGUCCUUAAUACUAUUAUUGUUGUUUUUUUUUCUAAGAAAAUUUAAGGAAAUUGCCCUUCUCCCAUCCCACCCCUUCUGAGUAAUGCUCAGUAAUCAGUGAGUGCUAGUAAAUUUGAGAGUCUCAUUUGAAAUGAUCUGUUGUCUGGCCCUAGCAAUUUGUAUGUGACCUGCCUCAGGCUGAUACUUUGCCAAACUAAAUCUAAAUUCUCAAAAUAAACUAUAGUGAUGUCUGAAGA
Dromiciops gliroides (monito del monte) is the source of this 8767-nucleotide messenger RNA. It is a transcript of the gene BPNT2, whose product is annotated as 3'(2'), 5'-bisphosphate nucleotidase 2. Lineage: Eukaryota; Metazoa; Chordata; Mammalia; Microbiotheria; Microbiotheriidae. Gene Ontology annotation, biological process: skeletal system development; phosphatidylinositol phosphate biosynthetic process. The record is from RefSeq and is a predicted model, not a curated record. Gene Ontology annotation, cellular component: endomembrane system. Gene Ontology annotation, molecular function: 3'-nucleotidase activity.